This is a messenger RNA of Fusarium mangiferae, 354 nucleotides long. RefSeq lists its product as uncharacterized. The record is from RefSeq and is a predicted model, not a curated record. NCBI's taxonomy places the organism in Eukaryota, Fungi, Ascomycota, Sordariomycetes, Hypocreales, Nectriaceae. The transcript has a single exon. Bases 1 to 354 code for a protein of 117 amino acids.
AUGACUGAAAACAACAUCAACAAAACCACUCACUUUCAAUGCACGCGUACUCCAAGUACAGAGGCCAUGAGCCUAACAUGUCUUUCUCCUGAUACACCACCAGAGGAUCCUCUUUCGCAGCCUGUUAAGCCCCAGCGCAAGUAUCCCCCGCUGUACGCCCGCCGCGAGCUAAUAAGCAUUCAUAUGCCUUCAAGACUUCACGAAACAUUCGGCCUUUCCGUCUCCAACGUUAUAUUUGACGCUAUACGAGGAUCGGCUGCAACUAUUAUGACUUCCUUCCCUUUUUCAGCAAAGUCGUCCAGUAACGAUGGCUCAGAGCCCCGAAUGCUAACGCUUAAGCCGUAUUCACUUUGA